Messenger RNA from Populus nigra (black poplar), 2053 nucleotides. Its product is annotated as basic leucine zipper 34-like. Bases 951 to 1832 code for a protein of 293 amino acids. Lineage: Eukaryota; Viridiplantae; Streptophyta; Magnoliopsida; Malpighiales; Salicaceae. The record is from RefSeq and is a predicted model, not a curated record. Gene Ontology annotation, molecular function: DNA-binding transcription factor activity. The transcript is spliced from 5 exons. Gene Ontology annotation, biological process: regulation of DNA-templated transcription.
UUUAGUGUUUUGGUUCUUUAUUUCAUUUUCUUCCUGAGAAAUUUGAUUUUGUUUCAGGGUUUUUAUUUUCUCUUUUGAUUUCUUUUUAUGUUACGUUGUUUUUUUUUUACUAUUUUUUGUAUUUUGAUUUCAGUGAAGUUUGAAUCUUUCUACUCUAGGGUGUCACUGUUGCAUUGAUUAAAUUACAUUUAUUAGCUUUGUAGUUUUAAUUCGUCUAUGAAAGUCAAUUCUUCUUCUUCUUCUUCUUUUUGCAAGAAAUGUUAAAUGCAGCAGUAGACCGAUCAUUUAUGGUUCUGGGUUUUUCCUAGCCUCGAGUUUGGUUGCCUAGACAGUGAGUGAAACAGUGAAAGCGGGAAGAUAGAAUAAUGGGAACUUACGAUUCUUAUCGUUUUGGAUUUUAGAAAAUUUAAAAGAAAAAUCUUUGUAUUGCAGGAUUUUAAGGGUGAUACGAGCCAAAGAAAGAAUACAGAAAAAAGAAUAGGAAUCAAACAUUCGUAGUCAAAUCCUGUAUUUAAUGGUGAAGGUAAUGAACUCAUUUAAAGACAAUUUACUCUUGAUUUCUCACUGAAGGGAAUCUGUACUGUAAGUUGUAACCCUCCCUUUGUUGCAAGCCACGAUGUUCAUCACGUAUGUCUUCCUGUUAUUAUUAUUGCAAUGGAUUGGCAUUAGGCAACAAAAGUUUGGUGUUUGUUUUGAACAAUGAAUGGGUUGCAAAAGAAGAAUUUAUUUUUUUUGCUCUUCCGGGACUUUUAUUUGAAAUUUGUGGAGCAAAGGACUUUGCUUUUUGGCAGAUCUUGGUUAGGAUGCUGUAAGAGACAUGACACUAAAGUUGCUGAAUGGGGGAACAUGUUGUGUUGUUUUCUUUCCUUUAGAGGUGCAUGCAAUACAGGCCUAAGAAUGGAUAUCUGUGAGAGUUGAAGCUUGAAAAAACCCUGUUAUUGGUUUUCAUCAUGUCAAGGCAAUCCCUACUUCCUCCUCGCUGCCCAUUUCAGAAGCAUGUCGUUUCUCAUCCAAUUCACAAAUCUAGUCCGCAACACCAUAGAUCUCCCUCCCAGGGUUCAGUUCUGGAGGAGAAGCCAGCAUGGCUUGAUGAUUUGUUAAGUGAUGAAGAUGCAGAUUCAAAAGGAAAGUGUCUUCUCCGGUCGGCCAGUGAUUCGGUCACCCUCUUGGAUGGUAUUGUGGAUUCAUUUUCAGGUUUGAGUCCAUAUAAUGAUGAAGCCGCUUCAGGUGGCAAUGAAACUUGUAGUGGACUGGAGUCAGCUUCUAUGUAUGGUCCUAAUUCUCCUAGGAGAAGAGGGAUUGUGACCUUCUCGGAAAAUGCCAUAGCAUCAGCACUAUCGGAGUAUGCAUUUCAAAAUCCUCUGCAGUAUGUAGACGGCAGCCUGUGCAUUUCGGGGAUUAAACCCUUGGAUCAAAUGGGGAAUGCAUGUGGUUCAGCUGGGGAGCUCAAUAGCGAGACAAACCCUGUGAAACGGCAUUCCGGGCAACGCUCAAGAGUUCGUAAACUCCAGUAUAUUGCUGAACUUGAAAGAACUGUUAAUGUUCUGCAGACUUUGGAGUCAGAGUUGGCUGUCAAGGUUGCUUCUAUGCUUCAGAAACGUGCUACCUUGUCCCUGGAAAACAACACAUUAAAGCAACAGGAGGCCAGAAUACGGCAGGAAAAAUUGAUCGCAGAGGCUCAACACAUGGCUUUGAAGAAGGAAGCUGAGAGAAUGAAAAACAAGUUAGGUUUCACAAAUUUGAAGUUCAGAAAUUAUUCCAGAUCAAGUCGCCCUCCGGAGGCAGCUAGAUCAGAAGUUACAUGGCAGAUGGCAAAACUUAAUCUUAACUAGUCAGGGGAGUCCUUGUCCAUGCUUCAACAAUACGUCUCAAACAUGAUUUUCUACUCAUCGGUGUCAUUUCGUGAAAAAAGUAGACAGCCUUGCUGCAUCAUGUCAUAUACUGGUUAGGAUACCUUGCACUCCCAGGGCACAAGUUGUUUAUAUCUUGCUGUACAUGAACCGCCAGUGAACUGACUUGUAUAACAAGGAGUGGCAUCAUCUUUUCACCAUAA